Labeo rohita (rohu) is the source of this 3042-nucleotide messenger RNA. It is a transcript of the gene pmm1, whose product is annotated as phosphomannomutase 1. Bases 218 to 1033 code for a protein of 271 amino acids. The transcript is spliced from 8 exons. NCBI's taxonomy places the organism in Eukaryota, Metazoa, Chordata, Actinopteri, Cypriniformes, Cyprinidae. Gene Ontology annotation, biological process: protein N-linked glycosylation; GDP-mannose biosynthetic process; mannose metabolic process. Gene Ontology annotation, cellular component: cytosol. Gene Ontology annotation, molecular function: phosphomannomutase activity. The record is from RefSeq and is a predicted model, not a curated record.
AUGUGUGGAUUCAUUCACACUCAACAGUGAUCAUGUAGCCUGCAGUAUACACUGUAAUUCUAGUAAAUAAUACUCAUCAGUAUUGACUUUUUAUCUUUCGGUUUCAAGAAAGACGAGAGACUGCGUCUCGUUAUAUUCUUAUGCAUUAAACUCAUCUUGAGUCAUUUGGAGUCUGGUUUGUAUAUAUUAGUCUUAUUUUAUUUAUAUAUAUUUUUAAAUGUCCACUUUAAUUACUGGCCAAGAAGAAAUGGAUAUAAAGUGUCGUGUAGCCGGAGGUCGAAAUAUCUUGUGCUUGUUUGAUGUGGAUGGAACGCUGACACCCCCGAGAGAGAAGAUCGACCCUGAGCUGGACGAUUUUUUCCAGGCCUUGAGAAAGAAGGUGAAGAUCGGCGUGGUGGGCGGUUCAGAUUAUUCCAAAAUCGCAGAACAGCUCGGAGAAGGAGAUGAAGUCAUUCACAAGUUCGAUUACGUCUUUGCUGAAAAUGGAACAGUACAAUAUAAAGAUGGCAAACUCAUCUCUAAACAGGCCAUUCAGAAUCAUCUGGGCGAGGAGUUACUACAGGACCUCAUCAACUUCUGUCUCAGCUACAUGGGGCUGAUCAAACUACCCAAGAAACGAGGGACGUUCAUUGAGUUUCGUAAUGGCGUGAUCAACAUCUCACCCAUUGGACGCAGCUGCACGCUAGAAGAGCGAAUUGAGUUCUCUGAAAUCGACAAGAGAGAGAAGAUACGAGAGAAGUUCGUGGCUGCUCUGCAGAAGGAGUUUGCUGGAAAAGGUCUGCGGUUCACCAGAGGGGGUUUGAUCAGUUUCGACAUCUUCCCAGAGGGCUGGGACAAACGCCUCUGUCUGGACGUCCUGGAGCAAGAAGGAUUUGACACCAUCUACUUUUUUGGAAAUGAAACUUCGUUGGGCGGAAACGACUACGAGAUCUUUGAGGACCCUCGUACCAUUGGCUUCUCCGUCUGCUCCCCUGAAGACACAGCACGGCUUUGCAGGGAGAUGUUCUUUAACGCUCCUCCCAAUGAGGCAUGAAAGUGGCUGCGUCCACCUGCACGUACACCAGACUGCCUGAUUGUAGCUCUCCUGCGCCCACUGCUGGUCACUGUGGGUAAUGCAGUCCGCUGCACUGAGCCUGAGAACCAUCAGACAUGGAGACAAAACCAAACCACUGCUGAUCUGCAGACUAAAGGGACUGUAUGUAAAUAUCACUGACAGAGUGUGUUCAUAGUUUUUUAGUAUUCAAAUAUUAAUUUUAAGUCUCAAGAUCUCCCAGAUUUUCAUAAUAAAAAGGGUUUUACUGUGGCCACGUUCACACUGCAACAAUUCCAGAGUAACAGUUGUAUUUAAAAUACAAUGAAUCCACUGAAGGAUGCUCAGAAUAGAGGGGCCAGUUGCAUAACGAUAGUCAUUAUGUUAAGACGGUGUCUUAAUUACUAGUUUGACCAACUAGCCUUGCUUUUUGGAUUCAAAUUAGACAAAUCUACCUUUUUGUGACUGACAAGAAAGUUAUGACCAGUCUUGAAGAAAAAAAAAGACUAACUUUUUAAGACUAGUCUAAGCGGUUUAUGCUACCGACCACAGGACUGGUUCCAGAAAUUCUGACGGUUGACAUAGUGCAGUAUUUGACAUCACAAAGCUGUAAACUAGAAACAUGGAAGCCAACCCUUUUAAUUUGUCUUUUUACCAAAUUUAUAUUAGGUAUCAGUUAUUAGUAAGAGGGUUUGUUUUUUUUUUUGUUUACCUUGUGUGCUCUGUCACUUAAUGGUGCUUUAUUCAUUUAAAGGAAUAGCUAAAUGAUUUAAAAGGAUUUUGUAUUUACAAUUUAUUGUAAAAAUAAUACAUUUAAACUGUUUUAUUUUAAAAUAUUCGCGCAUCCACUCUUAACAUGCAGGAAACUGCUCGUUUUGUCGCAUUGACAAUCGCUUGAAUCAUAAAUGAUAGAAACAUAAAACAUAAAUGAUAUCGUCAAAAAUGUGAAAUCUGACAAAAAGUUGAGUUUUUUGCAUACCUGGAUAUUAACAUUGGUCACUAUAGCAUUUAUGGCGUACAGCGGUUGUCAGAAAUUAAAUGUUUUGCAAUAGCUUACAUACCUCACAUUCUUCAACCGUUAAAACUGAACUGUAGUGCUGGAAUUCCCGCUCGCUUUUUUGAACGACAAAGCCCGCCUCCUUUGAUUUGAUUGGCCAUUGUGAUCAUUUACAAUGGAGUUUUAAAACUUUUGCCAUCCUAUCAAAAAAACAGAGCAAUAAGUACAGCUGAGUAGUAUUAACAAUAUCAGAAAUUGAGGGACUUUUUUGUGAGAUACUGAAGACACGGACCUGUUCCUGUGGUGUUCAGCACCUCAGACGAGCCUUUGAUGUCCAAAACAGUUAAGUAAGUAAUAGGAUCUUAUGAAAUGCUGCUGUCACUGAGUAUUCGGGACAUCGGAACUGCGGUGUGAACGUGACCACUGUGUCUCUGACCAAUUGCAAGGCGAUGAAACGAGUGAUCAUGUGUUUGUUCCACGUGAAGCUUAAGUUUUGUUAUGGUUUUGUGAUCUUAUUUGAAAUGUUUGUGAUUGUAGCUGAAUGUGGCAAUAUCUCGGACUGGACUCAGAGAUAUUUUACAAGAUGAUAAAAAUCCCUCAUAUUUAUAAAUUAAUGAUGGAGCUUCGCGUAUGACAGAGAUUGACUGAAACGACAAAAAUCAGAUCUAACGCUAGUAAUAGUUGGUCUUGAUUUGUCGCAUCGCUCUCUUUUAGCGUGAUUAAGAAUCUGUUUAGAUGUGAUGUUUAUGUUUUAAUCAUUCCAGAAAGAAUCAGUGAAACACUCCCGUUGAUCCCUAAAACAUGAUGCUGAUCCCACAGAUUUUCUGGGCAUUUUUAAGACUUUCCUUAAUCGGGCAUCGUGACUGACGGAUGCUAAUAUGAAUGUUAAUGUAGCGUUGCUUCAUAUCUGAUCACAUAAAUGCACUUUAACUUAAAUUGAUUUAAUUGAGUCAUAUCGUAAUUUGAAGAAAAUGUGACCUUCAUUCUGUUCUAUUAAACAUACUCAAUUAUUGAG